Messenger RNA from Varroa destructor (honeybee mite), 1513 nucleotides. RefSeq names its product signal sequence receptor beta (gene SsRbeta). NCBI's taxonomy places the organism in Eukaryota, Metazoa, Arthropoda, Arachnida, Mesostigmata, Varroidae. Gene Ontology annotation, cellular component: endoplasmic reticulum; membrane. The record is from RefSeq and is a predicted model, not a curated record.
ACGAAAGACCCGAUCCAACGUGGCUAGUCGAAGUAGAUUGUUGGCAUUUUACAGUGCCGUGAAUUAGUCUGUAUUGUCGAUUAGUACCUCAUUCAGUGACGGACGCUACCGCUGAUUUCAUCCAAAAAUGCGAAUACAUUCAAUUAUUCUACUCGGUCUUUGUUGCACCAUGACGCUAGCCCAGGAUCGUGUUCCUGAGGCUCGCCUCCUCUGCCUCAAGAAGGUGCUGAAUCGCUACCUGGUAGAGAAUCGCGAUGUGUCAAUUGACUACGAAUUAUAUAACGUAGGUGAUGCGACGGCAGUCGACGUGCAGCUUAAGGAUCGCACCUUUCCGCCCACGGACUUUGACGUUGUUUCGGGCUCGCUUGAAGCGACCUUCCCCAAGAUCUUACCUAACACGAAUAUCACACAUUCCGUUGUGGUCCGGCCGAAUAAAUACGGCAUGUUCAACUUCACCGCUGCUGAAGUUGAGUACAAACUGAGCGAGGCUGCUAACGCCGAAGUGCGUCAUUCCCUAACUACGGAGCCUGGUCAGGGUGGCAUCAUGCCCGAGGUCGAGUUUGAACGCCGUUUCUCGCCACACUAUCUUGACUGGGUUGUAUUUCUGCUUCUAUGCAUGCCAUCGCUACUUGUGCCGUUCCUUCUAUACAAUUCGUCGAAGUCGAAAUACGAAAAUCUCGCCAAAAAAGCCAAAUGAAAAUGGGAAUUCGUGGAAUGUUUAUCUACAGCUAACACAAAUUUAUUCGAAUGUUAUCAGGAGCGUAAAAAGUUCCCACGAUGCGUUCAGGAACCAAUACAUAACAUUGUUUAUUAUCCUGCCGCACUGCGAGCUACUCAACAUUCAAUUAAUGCGGUUCCGUGAUGAUACUUAAAGGUGCAAGAUAGCAAACGAUUUGAAGUCAAUCAAGAAUAUAGCUCCGUACAAAAAGCGCAAAAAUAGGCACCUGAAAAUGAAAUUUCGCGCAAAUCUGUGCGAGAUCGCACAUCAGAAUCAUCGGAUGAAGAUCAGAUCUGCGCUCGCAGUGCAUACAAAAGAUGAAAACCAUCUGGGGGUGUAUGUGUGAAUGCGUGUCUGUGCGAACUACAACUGACGUAUGUGAUUACAUUGAGACGACAGAAGCGCGCUAAAUGUGAGGAAACACGCCUGUGUGGUAGACGGCUACUGAAAGCCUUAUACGAUCGUUGAGAAUUUAGGGGGUUGAACAUAAGAGCAUCAAGCCAACAUAAGCUUUGUGGAUAUUGGUGUAGUCAAGCUGCUUGCUACUAAUGGGACACCUAGUGUCAGAAAGGAUUUAUAAGAACGAAGUGACACGGAAAUAACACGUUCUUUUCCAAUGAAGAAAAAGGUUAGAUGAGAGGGAAGAAGAAAAGAAGGGGGGCGCGAAUUAUAUUGAAGCGAAUGAGGACGAUGAAAAUUAAGAAUACCAUGAUGCUUAAAGAUUGUUUCUAUUUAGGUGCUGUAUGGAGUGUGUAACGGCAAAGGUAACCUGUACAAUAAAAUCAUUUUUAUACU